Capsicum annuum is the source of this 587-nucleotide messenger RNA. RefSeq names its product proteinase inhibitor PSI-1.2-like. Lineage: Eukaryota; Viridiplantae; Streptophyta; Magnoliopsida; Solanales; Solanaceae. The coding region runs from base 96 to 344 and encodes 82 amino acids. The record is from RefSeq and is a predicted model, not a curated record. The transcript has 2 exons. Gene Ontology annotation, molecular function: serine-type endopeptidase inhibitor activity.
ACCUGCUCGCUAUAAAUACCAACAUAUAGAAUUAAUCAAAUUCCAAUUAUAUUCAAAAAGAAGAACUAAAUAGGACAAUUCUGUCUAGGCAAUUUAUGGCUACUCAUCGAGUUGUCUUCCUUGCUCUCUUCCUUUUAUCCGGAAUACUUUUACUAGGAAGUACAGUGGAAUCAGCAGCUGACAAGGGUUGUUCAAGGAAUUGUGAUACAGAAGUAGAUUACAUGGUUUGCCCAUCAGGUGGAGAGACGAUAACUAGAAAUGUAUGUACCAACUGUUGCUCAGCACAGAAAAGUUGCAAACUUUUCCGUAGUGAUGGAUCUGUAAAAUGUUCUGGCCGGUCUUAGGAUUUGUCAGUAUAAUGUACUACUAUUAGCUAGAAUGGUCACUGUUUAAAUAUUCGUGCAAUAAGGUUGAGCCUGUACAUAUAUGCUCCUACUGCAUGUGUCUUAUGUAAUAAGUGUGGUAGUUGCCAUUCCUAGCUAGCUUGUUUAAUUAAGCAUUGCAAGGCAUGAUGACUAUUAGUCAUCUUGUAUUAUGUAUGAAAACUGUUUUUUUCAUUAAGUUGGUACAUUUCAAAAUUCAGUUCA